Aspergillus melleus is the source of this 3258-nucleotide messenger RNA. RefSeq names its product Sfi1 family protein. Lineage: Eukaryota; Fungi; Ascomycota; Eurotiomycetes; Eurotiales; Aspergillaceae. The record is from RefSeq and is a predicted model, not a curated record. Bases 1 to 3258 code for a protein of 1085 amino acids. The transcript has a single exon.
AUGAUUUUUGUCCCUCUUUCAGGCUACCAGCAGGAGACUAACAUUGCUUGUACCAUAGAUGUCGGCCUUCUCUUUCAGGUUAUCACCCGCGCCGAGCGGAGCCCAGAAGUCGAGCGCCUCCCUUUCAGAGUUCUCUUCCAAGCAUACGACGAGGUCAUUGCAGAACAUGGCGUGGACGCGGAUCCGGGCUAUGCCUGCAUGCGAUUCUUGCUCAAGAUGGGCAAGAAGAACAUCGUAGGCGAUACGCUUUUUGACAAAUUUGAGAAUCUGCUGGAACGGAAUGGAAUAGUAAUAGAAUUCGGCGGGGGUAAUGAUGACGACAAUGAUGAAGAAAACGAAACUUAUGAAGAUAGUGCACCGGUGGUGGAUGGUCGACUUCGAGCGAGGGUGGACCGGGAUAGUGUGCCUAGAGAUGACACUACACAAACAAUCCGACGAAGACGAGCUUCCUUCAAUUCGAUGUAUGAUGUUGGCGACGACCCCACACAACGAAGCCUGCUCAAUCGGCCAAGCUCACGCUCGUCGCUAUCUCGUCUGCCCCUUGAGAAGCCCGAUUUCAAGGAUCAUCAGCAAUCACCACCAAGAAACACGACGACCAAGAAACAGCCGAGUUCUCCGGAUAGAACCCAACUGAUGGCACAGUUCAUAGAUGUGGGACGUCGCCUGAUGAGCAGAAUGGAUUUUUUGGACCCAGAAAAGAAUCAAAAGCCUGCCUCCAAUGGCGUCGAAGCCAGAUCUGCAGUUGAUGAAGACCGCUCAAAGAGAAUCGCAGAAGUCUCACAAUCACGCCGUCGGCGGCGCUCGCCGAGCCCAAAGGAUUCGGAUGAAGAUGUGGAAGAUUCGUCGGCUUCGGAUGACCCAAGUGAGACCGUUGACCGACCUGAGAUUCCGCUCGAAAUGUUAUAUCGGCCGUCGCUGUCAGACCUGCUACGAGAUGCAUCGACAUUCAAUAUGUACCGUCAGCGAGCCAUCAAUCGCCGCAUCAUCACCCAAUGGCUGAAAAAGGCGAUCCAGACGCGACAGAGCCAUCAAAACAUGGAAGUGGUUGCUGUCAAUCGGGAUCGUCUUACUCUUGUUCGCCAGGCGUUUGAUACGUGGCACACUAUCAUUCAGAGGAAACGGCAAGCAGAGCGGACGGAGAGGUUCUUUAAACACUUAGAAGAACGAGCCGGAAGGGCUAGAGACCUCUAUCUCAUGACCAAAGCUUUCACCCAUUGGGCCCAAGUGUCUUCCGAAGAGAUUGCGAGAACGUCCGCGGCGCGACAUCACGUCCUCGGUGUCAAGUACUUUAAUGCGUGGCGUGAGAUAACUGCGGUCAAUGAACUCAAGGCGCAGAGAUUCGCAUUGCGAAGGCCCUUCAAUGCUUGGAAGAAGAAGCUUCAUCAGGUCAAAGAAGCAGAACAAAAGGCAGUGGUCAGAUGUAAUCAACAAUCCACGCAUAAUGUUUAUUGGCAAUGGUUCUGGUGUUUCUGCGAACGACGCGCUCCGCAGUGGUACGAUAACUGUUUAAAGAGGCGGUCGCUGUUGUACUGGUUACGGAAAUUUCGAAACAACAGAGAGCGGAUCCAUGAGAUUGAUCUAAAGAAUAAGCACAACGCGCUCGCCUUGACGAUGCAUACUUGGGCUCAGCGAUCGAAGGCCAUCGCCGCUGGCCAGCAGGAAGCAGUCUCCCGAGAGCGCCGGCAGCUUUUGGAGGAUAGUCUUGGGGAAUGGAGGGUCCAGUGUCAACUUGCUCCGGCCGCGUCUCGUGUUGCGGGCAUGGUUGACAUUCGCAUCGUUAAAACGGCCUUUGGACAAUGGGUGAAACGAGCCCAAAUGGUGACACAAGCAAGGGAGCUGAAUCGACAAAGGCUCGUACGCAAUUCGUGGACUUCGUGGAACGAUCUGCUCCGAUGCCAGGCUCUUAGUGCGCGAAUCGAGGAGCGCCUGAAGAUGGAAACCAUGUACAAAUGGAUCCUGGCAGAGCGGUUCCGGCUAAUGCAGCGCAUUCGGGAGCAACGGAUUACACGCGAUGUAUUCUCCACGUUCGUUACUAACGUUCGGAGGACGUAUUCUCGACUACUCGAUAAAGCAGAACGACAUGAGGACCACCGAAACGAAGAGCUUCUCCGGUCGAAAUUCACCCUAUGGCGCGACCAGCUCUCCCUCCAACAUCAGCGCGAUGUCGUUGCCUUCGAAUUUUAUGCACCUCGUUUGGCGCAGGAGUCACUCGUGGCAUGGCGAUCGAAGCUUGACAACGUAGCGAAGCUUGACGGAUGGGCCCGCGAUGCACAAUUCUACUUUGGUUCAACAAGGGCACUGAAAAAGUGGCGAGUAGCAACGGUGGAAGCUGCGAAGCGGCGCCGUCAAGAUGCCUACGCGCAAACCCGGAGAAAGAUCAAGAUUAACCUCGCUUCAAGAGUCUUGGAUUCUUGGAGUAUCAAAGCCCAGCACGUCUCUGAAUUAGAGCAACGGGCUCUGCAAUUCAGCCGAAGAAAGUCGCUGGAACUGGCAUCAGGAUUUUUAGGCCGGUGGCACGAGAAAACUCAGAAACAAAUAGAGGAUACAACAAGUGCCGACACCUACUAUUUCCGACGCAUUGCCUAUAAUCAACUGAUACGGUUAGCUGAGGUCCUGAUAGAAUGGCAUCGCAUGAGAGAACAGGCGGAUGGCGUGUAUCACCUGCAUGUCCUGGCCCAGGCCAACACCCAUCUCCGGAAGCUCAGCCUGCGCGUUUUCCAGAUCAAGAGCUCUGCCGAGACUGCGGGCGCCAUGAGAGAGCGAAGUCUAAGGAGACAUUCAAGGGGCAUGUUCCGUCACUGGCUUGAUAAGACUCGAAUGAAUAUCGAAGCUCGCGACUCUCCUGGGCCCCUUAUGAGCCCUGCGAAGACCUUUGACGGAGCCGGUCGAACAGAUCAAGCAAUAUUUGAUCCUUGGUACCAGUCCGAGACACCCUUCAAGCUCGGUGACUUUGUCGGCGGCUCUCCGGCUCCUUCUCCCAACCCGCUGGCUACUCCCAACAAUUUGACUUCACCCUCUAAGCGGGCUGCGCGCGCGAGGACACUAGCCCAGGUGUCCACCACGCCUGCCACCCCGUUGCAGACGCCGUUUGCGAGUCGGCUCCUACGUGCCAGGACGAACUCAGCUGUCCCCAAGACCGCCUCGAGCAAACGACCUCGCAACGGCCGGGCCAGCUCCCUAGCGACCAGCGUCCGGUUCGUCGACGAGGCACCGGAAUCACCUACGGACGGUAGGAGAUCAUCCGGACGACGGAUGUGA